This is a messenger RNA of Notechis scutatus (mainland tiger snake), 778 nucleotides long. RefSeq names its product sorting nexin 22 (gene SNX22). The record is from RefSeq and is a predicted model, not a curated record. Gene Ontology annotation, molecular function: phosphatidylinositol phosphate binding. NCBI's taxonomy places the organism in Eukaryota, Metazoa, Chordata, Lepidosauria, Squamata, Elapidae.
CUGCGAGAGAUGCUGGAGGUGGCGGUGAGCGCGGUGAGGCUGCGGGCGCCUUCGCCCCGGCGGCGGCAGCAGCAGCAGCGGAGCCCCGGCAAGGCUCACACGGUAUUCAAGGUGGAGAUCUUGUGUAACGGAAGGAAGCAUUGCGUGGAGAAGCGCUACAGUGAGUUUUACGCACUUCAUAAAAGGAUCAAGAGGACCUGCCAGGUUCCUGAUUUCCCACCCAAGAGGGUCCCCAAAUGGAUGGUGAAGGUUCUGCAGCAACGGCGGGCUGGCUUAGAAGCUUAUCUGCAGGGCGUCAUCUUGCAGAACCAAACUCUUCCCAAGGAGCUGCUCCAUUUUUUGAAGCUGUGGCAGGGCCAACAGGAGCCCCAUUUGGGGUGGGAUGCAGAUUCGUCCUUCCAGGAUUUCAGCCCCUGUGCCCAGCUCUCUCACCGGCCUGGCGUAAGCUUCCACAGUGAUCCGUAUGUGCUCCCAUCUUCCACAGAUUUGCUUCCCAAUAUAAUCCUGAUCGGCGUCCUGCAGGGUCUCUACACCCAAGACCACCAUCUGCCUGGAAGCAAAGCUCUUAACCGAGUCAGAGAUGCCAAGAACGAUUAUGGCAGUGGCCCAUGGGGUUGGUGUUCGGCUCCUUUCGUCCUUGCCUAGGGUUGCUUACGGAGAGGCCCGCUUUGCCAUCAUGUGCCUGGAGAGAGGAGCGUGUAAAAAGCAGAGGGGAUGGAGGGGCACGACUAUUCUGGCUGCACAAGCACCCACCUCACUUUCACCCAGCGGAGGGAAA